AUGGUUUCCUUGAAGGUCGUUGCUCUGACCUUCUUCGCAGCCUCUGUGCUCGCUACUAGAAAAGUUUUCAUCGAUAACGAUGGUUUGACUCCUUUGGAGGUCGUGCUCCCACUUCUUGGAGACAUGGAAAUUGUCGGAAUUUCUGCCAGUUUCGGUGACCCAUCUCUUCCAGACGCAUUGGGAGUUGCAUCCGAUAUUCUUGCAAACUACUCCAUCUCGAAGUGUAUUCCUUUGUAUGCUGGUGCAGAGAAGCCUUUGCUCAGAACGAAGAAGACUUUCGACAUCUGGCAAAUGCUCUAUGGUGAGUUUGUCUGGAAAGGUGCUUGGGCUGAUGACUACGAGGACUCGUACAAAAUCUCCGAGGUGUCCUACAAUGACUCAUUACCUGCUGCCAUGGCCCUCAUUAAUGCCGUGAAAGCUUACCCUGGAGAGGUGGAGAUCUAUGCUGCUGGUUUGAUGACCACCGUUGCUCAAGCCGUGUCCAUGUGGCCAGAAAUUGUCAACGAAGUGAAAGCUUUGUGGAUCAUGGGAGGAUACAUUGAUGGCCAAUACGUUCUGGCAACCGGAGGAGAUCUUGUGGACGACCUUUUCACUGACUUCAACUUGAUGUUUGAUCCAGAGGCAGCACAGAUGGUUUUCACUGCAGGCUUUAAGGAUGUCUACAUUGGAGGUAACGUUACGAACAAUGCUUACCCAUCUCAAGAACUUUUCGACUCGUUAACUUCCAAGUUUGGCUACGAGAACAUCACUACUGAGGACAAGUACUUCGCUAUUUCCAGUUUUGUUGGCAACGACAAUGCUACCGAUGUGUCCCUUCCAUUGUGGGACGAGGUUGUUUCUGCCUUCAUGGCUUUCCCAGACUUGUUGGAAGACACCAUGGAGGUUUGUGUUGGUGUUGAUACCUCUUUUAACUCGCCAUUCUAUGGAAACUUGAGAAUCUGGCCUGCCAACCUUGCUCCAACUAUCGGAACCUGUGGAAAUGCAACUUACGUCAACUCUAUUGAUCUCAAUGCAGCCUUGGGUAAGAUUGGCGAUGCGUUGUCUUUAGACUGGUCCCAAUACUGUUCUGCUGGUGGACCAAUUGCAUUUGAGUUGUAA
Molecule: messenger RNA, 1098 nt
Organism: Sungouiella intermedia
Lineage: Eukaryota; Fungi; Ascomycota; Pichiomycetes; Serinales; Metschnikowiaceae
Source: the annotation of a GenBank genome assembly